This is a messenger RNA of Closterium sp. NIES-67, 1659 nucleotides long. Lineage: Eukaryota; Viridiplantae; Streptophyta; Zygnematophyceae; Desmidiales; Closteriaceae. The record is from the annotation of a GenBank genome assembly.
CCCCACCUAGUCCCCACCUCUCCCUGCCUCUUCAUUAGGGUGGACUCGAGACGUCCUCGGGCAUUCAGUGGUGACUCGACGCGUCUCUUCACCCUUCGUCUGCGCCAAUCUGUUGGCCAUUUCGUCAUCGUCCUAUCUAAAACUUUCUCGCACUGCGCUCUGAUUUUCGCGGCAUCUAAUGACUCCCUUCGCGAAAGAAGAGUAGAUCACCCAGCCCCAGAUUCGCUCAGCAACCGCAGCAGUCGCAGCAGUCGCAGCAGUCGCUCUCCCCUGGCGACAGCACUUGAGGCUCGCGCAGGCGGGCGUCGCUCACCAUCGCCGCAUCGCUGGGCGACGUCGCAGGCGAUGAAUUCGGAGGGCAGCAUGGAGGGCUCGUCCGCGGACGACAAGACUCCGCGCGGGCGCAACGUGGCCCACGUGCGGGGGGGCAGCAUGGGCGCGGCAUUCCCCAUGCGCAGCCCGGGGAAGGCGGGGGGAGGUGGAGGGCAACACCAGCACCGGGAUAAGAAGGGGCAUCACCAUUACCACCACUCGAAACACCAGAACCUAGGCACGCUGCAGAAGCUGCUGCCGUGGGUCACCAUCGGGCUGCUCUCCCUCAUCGCCCUCGUCCUGCUGGGCUCCGCGCUUUUCCCAGGCUACAUCUUCAUGUGCCCAGAGACCAUCAAGCGCCUUCCAGAGCACUGCGUGAAGCUGGAGAGCGACCCCGUGCAGCACGACUGGGUGUCCGCCGUGCUGCCCUUCGACUGCUUCCAAGCCGACCAGACGUCCCCUGUGAUCGCGCACCGAGUCGACGACGUCAAGUAUGACUUCUUCCUCUCGCUGCUCGACUUCGGCACGCGGAGACGCCCCAACAGGAAUAUGGUUCGGUUGUUGGAUGGACGGCCGUUUCUCAAGCCAGAUCUGGCCGUGGCGAUGCAGUCAGUGCUGGAGAUGCUGAUUGAGGCCAAGGCAGUCAGGCCCGACUCGCUAGUCAUCGACGCGGGAGCAGGCAUAGGCGCGGCGGCGUUCGCAGCGGCAGCCAUGGGGGUGCGGGUGCUGGCGCUCGACCCCGUGCUGGCGAACGUGCUCAAGAUGUGCGAUGCUGUGCACCUCAACCGGGCGGCAAAGAGGGUGAAGCUUCAUUUAGCCGCAGUGUCGGACACAGCAGGCAACAUCACGAUUCACAAUAUCCUAUCCAAUCUAGAACACAGUGCUGUGACUGAGGCUGUGCUCACCCUCGCGUCAAAGGACGCCCCUGUCAUCCCCACCACGGUGGAAUCCCUCCCCAUAGACUCCCUCGUUCUCCCCGACCAGCACGUGGCUGUACUGAAGGUGACUGUACAGGGAUGGGAGCUGCACGCCUUGAGAGGCGCUGCCGGAUUGCUCAGCCGCCCGCCCAAGGAGGCGCCGUUUGUCCUGUAUGAGGAGGACCGGUUGUUGCUGAGGGCGGGGAACACGACGCCAGCCGCUGUGAGAGGGUGGUUGGCGGGGUAUGGGUAUAGUGAAUGUGAUAAGGCGCAUGGGCUUGUGCACUGUAGGAAAAAGGGGUCAUUGCUGGAUGCUUGAUUAUGGUUUUGCGCCUUGUAUAAUUUUACUACAUGCCAUUACUGGUCCGGGUACCACUACCGCAAUAUCACCAUGAGAACAUUUGUCACUAAAUAGAGAGAACGAACAGCC